UUUCACAGUCUUUACCAAGCUCUUCUUCUAGUGCUUGAUACCUAGAUAUUUUUCAUUCCUCCUCAUCUCUUCUCUUCCGACGUCUUAUUCACAUCUUCUCGAUCUACCAGAGUCACAUAUAUCAAAUUCCCAGAAAAUCGUCAAGAUGCGUUUGCAACUCGCCUUGGCUAUGCUAUUUGCCUUGAUGGUAACAGCAUCACCGAUCACCGAACUUCUUCAUCGUAUCAAGCGCCAAAUCGUUCAAACCUACAAUGUCACUCAAGUCACCUAUAAUUCCAAAGGGAAACCAGUUGCAACAACCAUUCUUCGUGUUACCACAACCGUCUAUCCUUCCACUACCUUGGCACCAGUUCCAACUGCAACUCCCACAGACUAUGUUUCGACUGCUUUGUAUCACCACAAUAUUCAUCGUGCCAAUCAUUCUGUUCCUCUUCUUAGAUGGAAUACAAGCCUUGUUGCAUCCGCUCAGGUUCUUGCUGCAACAUGCAAGUGGGGUCACAGCAUGUGAGUACUUUUCUGGGUCACCUGGUGUUACCAAGACUAAUACCCCUUUAGGAACAUUAAUGGCGGUGGAUAUGGACAAAACAUUGCUGCAUACGGUUCCACUAAUGCUAAGGCUCUUGGUGCUAAUAAGGAAAUGGCUGUCGCUGCUACAAACAUGUGGUACAAUGGAGAACAACCUCUAUACCUUCCUUCCUAUUAUGGUCAGAAUAAUCCCGACUUGACCACUUUUGAAAAGUGGGGUCAUUUCACUCAGAUGGUUUGGCUCGCUACCAGUUCUGUUGGUUGUGCUACCCAACUUUGUGAACCUAUGGAUAUUUGGCCAAAUAUGCCAGCUUGGUAUACUGUCUGCAACUAUUAUCCACCAGGUUUGUUCUUCAUUUUACCUUUUUAUUUAUAUCUUUUUGCUAACCCUUUGGUUAGGAAACAUGGGCGGUCAAUAUGGCGUCAAUGUCUUCCCACCACUUCGACACCCUUCUGUCAACGUCGUCAAUGCUUAAGCAAUUGACCUGAUUUGAUUUUGAUUUUGCACAAUGACCAUUCUUCGACCUUUCAUCUUCGACAAACUCAAUGCAAUCGUUUCAAUACUCACGUGUCCACGACAAUUUUUUCCUGUGUCUUAUCGAGAAUUAAGCACCCCGUUACAUGUUUACAUGAAUCUACGUCUACGUUUCAAUUUUUCGCACACCACAAAGUAACCUAAGGCUCAUCACCUAUCUCUUUACUGCGCUCUUUGGUUCAACUAGCUUUUUCGUCGGUCCUUUUCGUUAAGUCUAUCUUGCAUCGAUUCGACGCCGAUCUAUUUAUCUAUUAUAUCUCGGGAGCUUUCAAUAUUCAACAUUCAACAUCUGGCAUGUUUCGCUUGUUCGGUUCGCUCUUUUUCGCCUCAUUCUCAGUCUCAAUCGGUCUCGAUCUUACAAUUACCGUCCAUACACUUUAUGGGCAGUAUUCGCAGAUAUAGAUAAUUAGAUAGUUAGAUAGUUAGAUGGAUAAAUAGAUAGAUAGAUAGAUUAGAUCCGCUCAAGAUAUCUUUUCUCUUC
Sclerotinia trifoliorum is the source of this 1541-nucleotide messenger RNA. Lineage: Eukaryota; Fungi; Ascomycota; Leotiomycetes; Helotiales; Sclerotiniaceae. The record is from the annotation of a GenBank genome assembly.